GGAGUGAUGUAAGGUGGGGUAACUGACUAUUUGUUAUUAUUUUUUUAUUUAUUUAUUUUUUUUACUUGGUUAAAUUUUGAGUUUAUUUAUUAUUUAUUUUAAGGGUGCAAAUAUUUGUGGAUAAGGUUUUCAAGGUUUCUCUCUGAGUGACUGCUCAAUGUCGAAUAAAUGACCUCGACGCCGGGUAACAGCUGACUGCAUCAAUUUAUUUAAGAAAUUAAUUAAAUUCAUAUUUUAUUUUUUAAAAAUAUUUAGAGUUUAUUGAUUUUUUUUUUUUUAAUUUAUUUUUAUCUAUUUGUGAUUAAUUUUGAAUAAAUUGGUAAGUGAAAUUUUUUAAAUUUUAUAUUAAUUAUUAUUUAAAUCUUUUUAAUUUCUAUCAUAAAAAAAUAAUACAAUAAUAAAUAAUAUUGUUGGUUUUUUUUUAUUUUAAAUAAUAAUAACACUAAUGGAAUGAAAAUUUGACGAAUAAUUUAAAUAACAUUAUCAAAUUGAAAUAAAUUUCAUAACAAAAAAAUAUUGCAUAAGUAAAAAAGAAAAAAAAAUGUUAUAUUCAAUUUACUUAUUGAUAUUAUUAUUUAAAUAACAUUUAUAAAAUGCAAAAAUAUUUAAAAUAUUUUUUUUUUUUUAUUUUUCUAGGUGCUAAAUUCAUACUGAAUUUUAAAUGAAGUUUUAACAGUAAAAAUUAUAUUUUCUUAGUGACUGAUUGUUAGCCUGAUGUCGUGAUACUAAACUUGUUGAUAAAAUUAAUUUAAAAAAAAAUAAUCUCGUAUAAUAAAAAAUUUAAAAAUGAAAAGAAUAAUAAAAUCUUGAAAUAAAUAUACAAAAAGAGGCGAAAAAAAAUCAACAGAUGAUGGAAGACACAUCUCCACGAAUGAGGCCUUACCUCGAAUCUUGGGAUAAUGAAGAUAAAUAUUCAGUUGCAAAUAGUCAAGCACCAUUGCAAGACGGUGAAGAUGAUCAUCCAGAACGUGGUACUUGGACUGGAAAAUUUGAUUUUUUAUUAUCACUGCUUGGUUACAGUGUAGGACUUGGAAAUGUUUGGCGUUUUCCAUAUUUGUGUUAUUCAAAUGGUGGUGGUGCCUUUCUCAUACCAUUUACAAUAAUGCUCAUAAUUGCUGGAUUACCAUUGAUGUUUAUGGAACUUUCAUUGGGUCAAUAUGCAAGUCUAGGACCAGUUGCAGCGUAUCAAAAAUUUUCACCACUUUUACGAGGUCUUGGCUAUGGAAUGGUUCUUGUUAGUUCAGUUGUAAUGCUUUACUACAAUUUAAUUAUUGCCUGGACAAUUCACUAUAUGUUUGCCUCAAUCUUCAGUGGAAGCUCACUGCCAUGGAGUAAUUGUGAACCUGAAUGGAGUGGUGAAGAUUGCAUUGAACCAAUUGCUGCUGAAGAAUGUGCUGAAAGAAAUAAUUCAUAUUUUAAACGACAAUGUUUAAAUUCAACUCAAAUGACAGCUAUGGGUUUAACUAUGGAAAAUAUAACAUCAGCAAUAAGACGUCCACCAGCUGAAGAAUAUUUUGAACAUCAUGUACUUGGAAUGAGUCAUGGAAUUGAAUAUACUGGAUCAAUUAAACCAACAAUGGCUGCUUGUUUAUUUUUAGCAUGGGUCAUUGUAUUUCUUUGUCUGAGUAAAGGUGUACAAAGUUCUGGAAAAGUUGUAUAUUUUACAGCUUUAUUUCCAUAUGUUGUUUUGAUUGCACUAUUUAUACGUGGUAUAUUAUUACCUGGUGCUGAUGAAGGUAUAUUAUUUUAUUUAACACCAGAUUGGCGACGUUUAACAACAGCAAAAGUAUGGGGUGAUGCUGCUGUACAAAUAUUUUUUGCUCUAAGUCCAGCAUGGGGUGGUUUAAUAACACUAAGUUCAUAUAAUAAAUUUGAUAAUAAUUGUUAUAAAGAUUCAUUGAUUGUUGCUGUAAGUAAUAUUGGUACAUCAUUUUUUGCUGGACUUGUUAUAUUUUCGGUUAUUGGAUUUCUUGCACAUGAACUUGGUGUACCAGUUGCAUCAGUUGUUGAUCAAGGUGCUGGAUUAGCAUUUAUUGUUUAUCCAGAAGUUGUUGCAAGACUUCCAAUUGCUCCAGUAUGGUCAUUAUUAUUUUUUGUCAUGUUAUUGACACUUGGACUUGAUUCACAAUUUGCAUUAAUGGAAACAGUUACAACAGCAAUACUUGAUGGUAUUCCAUCAUUGAGAAAUUUUAAAACUUGGGUUGUUCUUGGUGUAUCAAUAUUUGGAUAUGCUGGUGGACUUGUAUUUACAACAAAUGCAGGAAUGUAUUGGCUUCAACUUAUGGAUAAAUAUGCAGCAAAUUGGUCUGUUUUAUUGAUAGCAAUUGCUGAGUGUAUACUUGUUGCUUGGGUUUAUGGAGCUGAUAGAUUUUUAGAUGACAUACAAAUGAUGAUUGGUAAACGUGGUAAAUGUUGGAGAUUUUUUUGGAAAUGGAUGUGGAAAAUAAUAACACCAGCAACAUUAUUUUUUAUACUAUUUUUUAAUUGGGUUGAAUAUGAGCCAUUGUCAUAUGGUACAUAUAUUUAUCCAAGAUGGGCUGAUGCUGUUGGCUGGAUUGUUGGUCUAUUUCCAGUUUGUGUUAUUUUAAUAAUGGCUGCGUGGCAAAUUAAAAGUACAAAAAGACGUUCAUCAUAUGAUGAAGAUGAUGAUGAUGAUUAUGAUGAAGAAACAGAUCCAAGAUUAUCACGUAGUUCUGAACGUGUUAAAAAAAAAAGAAAAAAAGAAUCAAUUUGGAUCAGAGCAAGGAUACUUUUACAAGCAACACCUGAAUGGCGACCAGCUUCUAAAAAUUUUUCAUCAUCAAGAAAUUUAACAAAUACAUCAUUACCAGGACAAGCUUAUGAUUCAGUACGUGAUACAAUUGUUCUUGUUAAUGGACAACCACUUGUACAACAACCACCACCAACAACAACAACAGUAUCAUCAUCAUCAAGUCAAAAACUUCCUGGUCCUUCAAUACUUAAAAAUUCAAGUAAAGCUGAUUUAAUAACAUCACAACAAGUUUGACGUGACGUUCACUUUUUAUCUGAUGACGAUAAUGACGAUGAUGAUGAUGAUGAUGAUGAAAAUUAAUUUUUAUUAUUUAUAUUUUAUUCUCAGAUAAUUAAUUUUAGAGUCUUGAGAAUUUAUUUAAAAUAUUAUUUUUAUUUUAAUAAUUUUUUAUUGUUUUUUAGGUCUUAAAUAAUAAAUAAUCAUACAAUUUGAUAUAGGAAAAUAAUAUAUUCAUUUUUUGAGGAUAAAAAAAAUUUGCCAUAAGCACAUUGUCCAGGUGUUUUGCUCAUUAGAAUCGUAAAAAUAAGAUAUAUAUAUUUCAUCUUUCAAAAAGCAUAUAAUUUAUUUUAUUUAUUGUUGUAUUUUUUUUAUAGAAAUAUAUUUAUUUUUCAUCAAUGUCAAGUUAAUUUUUUUUUUUUUUUCUAUUUAACACAUCACAAGUGUACGUAAAGUCAAUAAUGUGAAAGGAUUAACAUAUUCAAGCGAUAUAUAUGUAUUAUAAAUGUAUUUAUUGAAAUCAAAUAUUUUUUUUUUUAUUAGGAAUGAUGAAUAAUCUUUACCAGCUCGUUUUACAAAAAAAAUAAUUAAAAUUGAAUAAUGUUAGAUGAAUUAUAAUUGAUGUAUAAUCGUUGACAAAAAAAUUAACAGAGACUUGCGCUGAAUUGUAUAGUUUAUUCUACAUAAAGAAAACAAAAAAAAUUAAUUGAUAUAAGCAAAAAAAUAUAAAUAAAUAAACUAUUUAAAAUAGCCGAUAUGAAUGAACGUAAAUGUUCAAGUUGUCAUAUCUGCGAUUGCGUGAUUAAAUGAUUAAAUUAACAAAAAAAAAAAAUUCAUAAAUUGAUAGUAUUUUAAUUACAAAAGUGAGAUUAAUUAAUUUACUUGAAAAAAAAAAAAAAAAAAGAAAUUUAUUUACUCUAAAAAAACGUUAUUUACUAGUAUAGAAAAAAAAUAUAUUUUUUUUCAUCGUUUUUAUUAUAGCUGUUGUUAUUGUUUCAAAAUAAUUGUUUAUAAUUUUUUAUUUUAUUUUUUUUUUUAUAGUUGCAUUAAAUCCAUUGAAAAAGAAAAAAAAAACCCCAGUAAUUUAUAAAUAAACGUUAAUAUAAAAUCAGGUCAAUAAGCAUUGUUUAAAAAAAAAAUUGAAAAUAAAAAUUUAAGUGACUAUAGUGCCAUAUGUGAUUAAAGUUAAUAGUUCUAGAUGGUAAAUGUUGAAAAAAUGAGUAAAUAAUAAGACACUAGAAUUCAUUAAACAAAAAAAUUAGAAAAAAAAAAAAA
Molecule: messenger RNA, 4264 nt
Organism: Aphidius gifuensis
Lineage: Eukaryota; Metazoa; Arthropoda; Insecta; Hymenoptera; Braconidae
Product: sodium- and chloride-dependent glycine transporter 1-like
Exons: 10
Coding region: 848-3007 (719 amino acids)
Biological process (GO): sodium ion transmembrane transport
Cellular component (GO): membrane
Source: RefSeq, a predicted model, not a curated record